Messenger RNA from Aethina tumida (small hive beetle), 927 nucleotides. Its product is annotated as myogenesis-regulating glycosidase-like. Lineage: Eukaryota; Metazoa; Arthropoda; Insecta; Coleoptera; Nitidulidae. The transcript has 5 exons. Bases 1 to 927 code for a protein of 308 amino acids. The record is from RefSeq and is a predicted model, not a curated record. Gene Ontology annotation, molecular function: hydrolase activity, hydrolyzing O-glycosyl compounds. Gene Ontology annotation, biological process: carbohydrate metabolic process.
AUGACAAUCAAAGCUUCCGACAGACCUUAUGUGGUCACGAACACGGAUAAUUUCGCUGUGGUGGAACCCUACUGGUUGAAUUCCAAGGGGGCGUUUAUUUAUGUGGAUGAAAGGACGCCUUUGUACAUCGACCAAAACAAUUUGGAAGCCGAUCAGGUUUGCUUUAUUGCUCACGUUCAAGAUGCUUACGCCGGAAGAAACAGGGUUGUUCUUAAUUACACGAUUGGGGUGCAGGAAAAUGCCAAAGCUGCACAUUUGUUUGCCAUUGAUAACUUUUUGGGCAAACCUACGGGGCAUCCUAGUGAGAAAAUGAUAAGUGAGCCGAUUUGGACAACCUGGGCGAAAUAUAAGGCGGAGAUCAACGAUGAUGUUAUUCUGGAAUUCGCAAAUGAAAUCGUCGAGCAUGGAUAUGCCGGACAGCUAGAAAUUGAUGAUGAGUGGGAGAAAUGUUAUGGCCAUCAAGAUUUUAGUACCAUUAAAUUCCCAAAAAUUGAUGAGACUGUAAAAACUCUGCAUGAGAAGAACUUUAGAGUUACCCUUUGGCUUCAUCCUUUUGUAAAUGUGGGCUGUGGUCCAAAUGAUGAAGUUGGACUUGAAAAAGGUUAUUUCGUAAAGAACAAUAAAGGGAGUUCACAUGCAGCCUGGUGGAACGGUAAUGAUUCUCAUCAAAUUGAUUUUACUCAAGAAGAAGCCCGUAAAUGGUAUUCUGAUAGAGUCAGUAAAAUCAAAGACCAUGGAAUAGAUAGCUUUAAGUUUGACGCUGGAGAAUCUAAUUAUGCAGAUGCUCCCAACUUUUAUCCCAACGAAGACAUUGAAUUGGUACCAAACUGCAUUACAAGUAAUUAUAUAAGAACUGUUGCCAAAUUUGGUGAUUUGGUUGAAGUACGCUCCGCAUAUAAGUACAUGAAUUCACAAGAAAAAUUUUAA